Molecule: messenger RNA, 683 nt
Organism: Strongylus vulgaris
Lineage: Eukaryota; Metazoa; Nematoda; Chromadorea; Rhabditida; Strongylidae
Source: the annotation of a GenBank genome assembly
AUGGAGGCGGAAAGAGAUAAAGUCUUGAUGGAGGCUGAGGCCAAGAAAACUGACAAGGCCAGCCAGGAACAGGCGAAGAGAAUUCGAGACGAAUAUGAAAGAAAGCUCGCAGACAUGAGAAAUGAGUUUAGAAAACUCCAAAUGGUUGAGAGGGAACAUAAGAGGAUGCAGGCGCGACAAGAACGCGAGCGUCAAGAACUGAUGAGAUAUCAAGUUGAGUUGAAAGAGCUGAAGAGGGUUAAGGUCGAUCUGAUGAAAAAAAUUAAAGAAGAGAUGAAGCGUGCCCAGCAGCAACAAAGCAGUAAUGCAAAACGAUUAGCUGCUUUGGAUAAGGAAGCUAGGAGACGUGACAACCUCAUUCGUCAACUGGAAACGAAAGACAAACAACGGGAGCAGUUUAUGAAACGAACGAAUGAGGAGAUUACUCGUUUGCGAAAAGCUCAGAAAGAACAGAUGAGACAGGCUCGCGCAGCAGCGGCACACAACCGUAUGAUGACACCAAUGCGAGCAACUCCUGCUCGUAUGAUUCGCACACCUCAUGGAAAGGGCCAGCCACCACCGGAAAUCGCUUUCUCUCCAAAACAAGCGAAAAUGAAGUGGACAUUUAUCGAGAAGAGGGUCAGUGAUUUACGGAAUCCAUAUUUUUUUGUUACAAUUUUUUUGGCAAAUGAGUUUCUUUAACU